AUGGAAAAGUUUGGAAUGAAUUUUGGAGGUGGUCCCAGCAGGAAGGAGCUCCUUGAAAAUGUAGAGUCUCAGAAAAAACAGCUUGUACAGUAUCAGACCCGUUUUCGAGAUGUAGUGCGUGCAUACAAGAGCCUGCUAAAAGAAAAAGAGGCAUUGGAAGCAAGCCUCAAAGUCUUGUCAGUUUCUCAAGAUUCGUAUCAAACUCUACAAAAUCCUGACAUCAGGGCUGAACUUUCGGAUGAUCGCUGUUCUCUGCACAGUGAAGACAGUGUUGAUACAGCAGCAUCUAUGGACAUAUCUAUCAAUAUCACAAGUGAUGGUUUCAGAGAGGACCAAAGUGAAGAGGAGCAGGCAGAGCCUCCUGCUGAGGGUGGAGCAGAGAGUGGAGUAAUUCCAACCAGCAGCAGUGGAAUUAUGGAGAAGCAGAGAGCCACUCCCCCACCAGGCACUGAGGCCGAUCGCCGCGUGGCUCAACUAAAAGCACAACUGAACACACUCACCAGUUCAUUAGCAACAGUGACACAAGAGAAGUCCCGCAUGGAGGCCAACUUUUUGGCUGACAAACGACUGCUAAAGCAGGAAGUGGACGACUUGCAAGAGCAGCUCCAGAGUUUGAAGAAGCAACAUGAAUCUGAGCUUCAGACUCUGCAGGAGCAGCUGGCAGAGAGCCGCGCUCGCAUUAUCACACAGCAGCAUGAAAGGGGUCUGGAGCAGGGAGACCAUGCUCAGCAGCUUCGAGAGCUGCAGAGGCUCCUGCAGCAGGAGAGAGCCUUGAGACAGGAUGCAGAACUGCGGCGCCAAGACUCUGAGUUGCGUCUCCAGGAGGCCACAGCUGCAUUAGCUCUUUCGUCUCAGGCGAUAGACAGAGGUGCAGAAUCUGAGGCUCACUUAAACCUGUUAAAAGAGGAGAGAGUCGAGCUGGAGAGAAGGCUUCAAGCAGCGGAGGAGAUCAAAAAGAAACCUGAUCCUAGAGUGGAAGAACUUCAACAAGAGUUGACACAGCUCAAAAAGCAUUAUCAGCAGCAGAUGCAGUUUGAGAACAGAAAAGUGUGUGAGGCAGAAGAGCGUGAGCGCGAGCAUGCCCAGGCAGAGGAGCAGCGAGUGGCCGCACUCGAGCAACAGGUGUCUGAGCUGUCAGAGCUGCUCGGCUCCUGUGAGAAGGCGAAGCAAAGGGACCAGCAGACCAUUCAGAGACUGAGAGACAGGAUACUUCAGUUGGAUACAGAGAACAAGACACUGGCUAUUGCUGCUUCCAGCAGGGUGACCUCAGAUAUCGUUGUAGAUGGGACCCAGCUGGAUGUGACAGCGCUGAAGGAGAAGCUGGAGAAGGUAAAAAAGCUGCUUGUGCUUGCAGGCCAGCUGAAUCCAGAGCAGUCUACAAAUAUAGAAGCCCUUUCAGAUACAGAUACUGAUGUGUGCAUAGAAAAGCAAUACCAGCAGGAGCUCAGACAGUUGAAGGAAGAGUUUGAACGGUACAAGGUGCGGGCACAGGUGGUGUUAAAGAACAAGAACGCUAAGGAUGGCUCCCAGACUAAAGAGCUGGAGGAGGUGAAAGACCAGCUUGCGGAGCUCAAAGAGAAGUACAUUAAUCUGCGAAUUCAAAGUGACGAGGCUGAGGUCAAACACCGCAAACAUCUGGAAGAACAGCAGCAACAAUCGAUGUCACUACAGCACAGUCAUAAACAUGAAGUAGAGCGCCUAGAAGCUUUGCAUCGAGAAAACCUCCUUAAACUAGAGGCAGAGCUCCACAAACAGAGAGAGCGGACCAUGGCACUGUUAGAUGAGAAGGAGAAAGAGUUGGAAACCCUGAGGGCACUGGCUCUGAGCUACAGCCUGUCUUCAAGAGGAUGUCACAGCAACGAUCCCACACGUCCAGCGGACAACCAGGACCUGACGGAAGGAUACAGUGAGGAGGACAUCAUCAGCCAGGCCUUGAUGCGAGCCACACCCAAUGAACCCACCAUACUUCUGUACGCAGAGCAACUGGCCCGAAAAGAAGUGGAGACAGGAGGGCUGCGUCGACAGAAGCACCAGCUGGAGGAGGACGUGCACCAGCUACAGGCCAGGCUCAUCGCUAACGGAGAGCGCCAUGACGAGGAGGUGGCCGAUCUGAGGGAUCAACUUGACAAACUUCUGAGGGACCAAAGUCGAGAGGGCGCCAAUCUGGAGUAUUUGAAAAAUGUUAUCUUUAAGUUUCUAACUCUGCAAGAUGCAAGUGGACGACACCAGACACUUGUUGCCAUCCUCACUAUCCUGCACUUCAGUCCCCAAGAGAAGCAGACCGUGUUAAGGCUGCAGACGGGGCCCUGGUGGAGCACUGCAAAGAGAUAG
This is a messenger RNA of Knipowitschia caucasica, 2331 nucleotides long. NCBI's taxonomy places the organism in Eukaryota, Metazoa, Chordata, Actinopteri, Gobiiformes, Gobiidae. The record is from the annotation of a GenBank genome assembly.